Molecule: messenger RNA, 210 nt
Organism: Eruca vesicaria subsp. sativa (arugula)
Lineage: Eukaryota; Viridiplantae; Streptophyta; Magnoliopsida; Brassicales; Brassicaceae
Source: the annotation of a GenBank genome assembly
AUGGAGAAAAAACUGAGUGUGGCGAUGAUGGUGUUCCUUUUGGUGGUGAUGGCUGCCAUUGGAGGAGAAGCAAUAAACCAUUUGUGUACAUUUAAAUGUGAAAUUACCUGCCGUGAUCCGGAGUUCAAAUCCGAGUGCUUCAGACAAUGUAUGGCUGACUGCGAACAUAAACCUACAAGUACCUUUCACUCAACUAAACCAUACUCGUAA